This is a messenger RNA of Phaeoacremonium minimum UCRPA7, 801 nucleotides long. Its product is annotated as putative chorismate mutase protein. The transcript is spliced from 2 exons. Gene Ontology annotation, biological process: chorismate metabolic process; aromatic amino acid biosynthetic process. The record is from RefSeq and is a predicted model, not a curated record. The coding region runs from base 1 to 801 and encodes 266 amino acids. NCBI's taxonomy places the organism in Eukaryota, Fungi, Ascomycota, Sordariomycetes, Togniniales, Togniniaceae. Gene Ontology annotation, cellular component: cytoplasm. Gene Ontology annotation, molecular function: chorismate mutase activity.
AUGGAUUCUGUAAUUGACUUGUCCGACCCCUCCAAGGCGCUUGACCUUUCGCGCAUCCGCUUCCAAUUGAUCCGGUUGGAGGACACUAUCACGUUUCAUCUGAUAGAACGGGUCCAGUUCCCUCUGAACCAUAACAUUUACAUCCCCGGCGCAGUGCCCAUUCCGAAUAGCGAUCUAAGCUUGAUGGACUGGUAUCUGCAGGAACAAGAGAAGCUACAAUCUCUCAUCCGGCGCUUCGAGUCUCCAGAUGAAUACCCCUUCUUCCCAGACUCUCUCAACAAAUCAAUCCUACAGCCUUUGGCUUACCCAAAGAUCCUACACAAGAACGAUGUCAAUGUAAACGACAAAAUCAAGAAGUUCUACAUCGAGCAGUUCCUGCCCGCAGUCUGCCCGACCUUUGGCCGUGAAGAUCGCGGUGUCUCACAGGAGAACUACGGCUCAGCUGCGACCUGCGACAUAGCAUGUUUGCAGGCUCUGUCAAGGAGGAUUCACUUCGGAAAGUUCGUGGCGGAGUCAAAAUUCCAGUCUGAUCCGGAGCUCUACACACGGCUCAUCAAAGCGGAGGACCGCGAAGCUAUUGGAGAGGCGAUCGUGAACAAGGCAGUUGAGAAGAAGGUACUGGAGCGAUUGAAGCUCAAGGCACAAACAUACGGAACGGAUCCCUCUGCCGGUGUGGAUUCAGGAGACCAAAGCAAAAUUAACGUGGAUGCGGUUGUGUCUAUGUACGAAAACUUCGUCAUUCCUCUAACUAAAGAUGUUGAGGUGGAGUACCUGAUGCAAAGACUCGAGGCUGACAAUUAG